GUCAACUUCCCAACAACACACCAUGGACAAAUUAUCUUCUGUUAUCGCUGCUCUCGACGCAGGCAAGCUCCCCACCCAGGAGCAGGCGGAUACCGCAAUCGAUUGGACACUCCAGAAUAUCAUUGCGAGCGUCGAAUCUCCUGAUGCGGGAAAGAUCAGCGAGUCGGGAGAAGUUCUUGCACGCGGUAUACAAGACCUCCUCAUUGCAUACAAGAAGCUUGGGGACAACAAAAAUCAUGACAACCUUUUGCAACAAGUCCUUUGGCACCUCUCUGAGGGAGAUUUCGCAGACAUGCGUGUAGAAGGAAUUGAUACAGAUAAAGCGUCCGCCGAUCUCCAAUCCAUCCGCUCCACCAUUCGUGCUCUUCUGCACAUUCUUUGGACCAACGUCAGUGAUGAAGCAACUGUCCUCCUGAAUGACUUUGCGUCUUUUGCACGUCUGGCAAUGGCUGACCUCGCAGGGGACAUUGAAACCGGAGCCGUUUACACUAAGGAAAGUCUACGCGAGCUCGACACAGGAGUGCGGCAAGGUGAGCGGGACAACCUGGGGCGCAAGCGAAAGACCCCUGAAGAAAUCGAACGGGAGCGUGAGCAAGACACAAAAGCGAAAUUUGAGAACACCAUGGAUGCUGCGAAAGAGACGGGAUCUAAGGCUAUAGGCGUCGGGCAAGAGGUGAAGGCAUCCGCUGAAGAAGCGGCUGAGCGUACACGUAUUCGCCUGCAGCAGACUUAUUAUAAUAUCUGUGAACGUGCGCAGAAGGAUGAGAACUACCAUCACGCCAUCUCCACACUUUUCAACAUCGUAUCGAAGUGGAUUAACAAGUCUCUUGAUACUGCCACUGAUAUCAACGAGUCCACAUCGCUCGAGUCCUUCAUUGACGAUCCAUCGAAAGAGAAGCAUGUCCUCAAAGCCCUUUAUGGUAUCCGUACGCUCGUCGAGCGUGUCGCAGGUGGCAAGUCUUUGGAUGACGUCUUCGCCAAGGCCCGUCUGUGCGCCGUACACGUCAGGAACGACAAAGACCUGAAGAGCUGGUUCAAUGAUUUCUUCGCUCAUGUCCGGAAGAGCCUCGACGAGCCUACCUAUGCACGAUCAGAAGAAGCUCAUCACAUGCUCCACCAGCUCGCAGAGCGCUGGAAGCAGCUUCUUGAUCAAGACUCAAAUGCAGGGCGUAAGUGGAAAGAGGAUGUACGGGCUCUCAGGCACGAGCUUCGUGAUUUCCAACAGGCGAUCGCAAGGGAUGCAGACUUGCAGCGCGUGCGGAAGGCACAUGCUAUGUUCGGUAAAGAUUUGGCGCAGAGCGUUGGCACGGGCGGACGCAUUGGUAUGCAGUUUGCCCUCGAUCAAGCCUCAUGGUUCUGGCAGGAUGUCUUCAACGUUUAUGCGCCACGCCUCUUGAGCGUCAUCAAGGACAUUCCGACUCCAAGAACCGAGUAUGUUGAUAAUGAGAUCGAAUUUGUCCUCGAGAAUUUCGACAUCUCGUCGUUGAGCUUGCUUCCUGGGCACGUCUACAUCCGCAAUAUCACUGACGUCGACAUCACCGCUCCCGCCGGAUCGCAGUCAACCACCACUGCCGUUGGCACACUCACGCACAUUCGGAUGCAAGCAGUCCAGCUCGCGCUCAAGGAGGUAUCAUUUUUCUAUAGGGACAAGGUUGCUAUUGUCGGGCCCAAGGACUUCACAGGUCUCAUAGAGUUCAAUCUGCCACCAAAGGGUAUCGAUAUCGAUCUCAAGUUCUGCUUGAUCCCAAACACGCCCCAAGGUCUUAAGGAGCGCGAGCGUCUUGGACGGUUCUUCAAGAUCGAGCGCAUCGAGGUGAAUGUGGCGGAAGAUAUCAACAUGCAAGUCAAGCAGUCCAACCACCCCAUCCUUGCAUCCGUCUUCAGGCCUGUCAUCAUGCUUCGCUUCCGCGAAGCGAUUUCACGCACCCUGGAGGAGCAGAUCCGGGGGCUGUUCGAUACUACCGACGCUUUGGCGUUUGAUAUUGGGCGACGUUCAGAGGUGUUCAAGGAUGCUGGGCUUGGGACUACCUCGUCUGUCGUUGCUGCAAUGUGGAGCGAGAUAGGGAAGCUCCGGCGGAUGGAAGGUGGUUUGCUGUCUGGCUGGAGAGCAACUGGAACAGGAGUCAUCAAGGAUGAUUUGGGCGGCAACGCAAAGAUUGCGAUGGGCGCGGAACCACAAAUUCUUUCGGGGGAGAAGAGAGGUCCUUUAGGAACUCAUGCGGAGCCGCUUGCAGAAAGGAUCCCGGGUGUGGAUGUUGGAGGCGCCUUGGAAGGUGCUACGACUACCGUCGAACGAGUAGAGCAAGCCGGGAAGGAAGGUCUAAAGCAGGUGCAGAGUUUCAAGCAAAGCGUUGAUCAUAAGAAGAGGGAGGAGGAGAAGCGGAGGGGAUGGCAGAGCCCAGCAUUCGAUAUUUAAUCAUCGAUGACUCAUUUUCUCGGUCUUUAUCGCGAUGUUUACAAGCACAUGAAUAAACGGACAGUUGUGCAAUAAGCCGAGAUGAUCGACUAUUCCCGCUUCCUCUUAAGGUUACUACGCGCGUUUGUACCUUGUAUGGCACACAAAGGUCCCUUCUCGAGUGUCUUGUGUU
Messenger RNA from Suillus discolor, 2588 nucleotides. RefSeq lists its product as uncharacterized. The record is from RefSeq and is a predicted model, not a curated record. Bases 23 to 2416 code for a protein of 797 amino acids. Lineage: Eukaryota; Fungi; Basidiomycota; Agaricomycetes; Boletales; Suillaceae. The transcript has 4 exons.